AUGGGCGGCGAUGAGUUGAAAAAGGAAAAGUCACUUCUGUUUUUGUGGAUGGAAGUAAUAGGGGACAAUAUGGUGCCGUUUUUCUGGAUAAUAUCUCCUAAACUCCACGCUGAAGUAACGAACAUGAGGAAGAGAGAAGAAAGGGAAACCUCAAUUCCACCGAAAAAUUUAGCUAAAGUUGUCAGAGAUGAAGGAAACGCCGGUGCAACGAUCGGUAGAUAUUGCAGCAUAGUCAGGGAGCAAAAGCCUGGGGGAUCAAGGCCUUCAGUGGAUGAGAUCACUACUGGCUCCCCAGUUUCUCUUUGUUCAAUCACUUUCAGCGCUCCUAAAGAUUGUUGGAAGAUUGAUGUGCACACUGUUACACAGUCUUCUCCUUCUGCCGGAAUCUCCUUUAUAUACAAUUCUUCACACGGGAAUGAAAUCUCACGUAUCUCAGGGGCUGAAUCAGAUAAUGGACAUUCAAAAUCAUCAUGCAAUGAGCCAGGAACGUCUAAAGUCCUGAAAGAUGUACAUAUAUCAGCACAGUUGAUGGAGGACUUUCUUGAACUUUCUAGAGACAACACUAACAAGGAUCUAGAGACCUGUGGGGUUCUUGGUGCUUUUCUUAAAGAAGGGAUCUUUUAUGUUACCACUCUGAUCAUUCCCAAACAGGAAUCAACUUCAAAUUCCUGUCAAGCUCUGAACGAGGAGGAGAUUUUUGCCAUACAAAAUGAACAGUCGUUGUUUCCUGUAGGAUGGAUCCAUGUACAAAAUCUUGUUUCCCUCAUUUUUUUCCUCUGUUCAUAUAUCUCUGGAACAAGCAGGUUUAACUAUACCCUUAAACUUGAAAAUAGGGGGGAAGAAAGCUGAAUUUGUUAAAAGCUUGCUCAGAUCUUACUCUUUGUUUGUUCACAAUGCUGUUACUUUGCAAGUUGUCCACUCUAUCUGCAUUUUUUUCUGUUGAGUUACUCUCAAAAUUUCUCGCAUAUUUCCUUCUUCAUCAUCAUCAGGAGAACAAAUUAGCACUAAUAUACAGAUUGAUGAACUCCAUUAGUGAACACUCGAUAACUCAUAAAAAGCAGAAAUACUUGAGCAUUUUUGGAGCUUUAGCUCUGAUCCACAUCUAAUCGGUUAACACUUUCACUGCUCAUCAAUGGACUAAUUUUGAAUUUUUAGGAAUCCGUGUUUGUGAUAGAGAUUUGUAGUUACCGAAAAAGGCCAGUUGUCUUGUAUUUGUGAAACUGCCUCCUAGGCUUAAACUUGAAAGGGAUGUGCAUAAUUCUUAUCAAAGAAAGGAAUCAGCAUAAUUCAAGCACAAUGAGCUUCUAUGUCGCUUGUUCAUUUAAUUCUCAGCAUGAAUCUUGAUAGAAAUUUUGAUUUAAUUAGUUUUCAGAUGAAUUAGAUGAUCCACGUUUUAAACAUACCUGAUAUUGUCAUGUAUGAAUCAGUCAUUUGUUUCUGUGAAGACGUGUGAUUGUAAAUAGAACUUUUAACCAACCCAAGAUCAAGGUUCAGGGCUUAGCGCACACAUUCGUGCAUGCACUCACAGACGCAAGCAUACAAAAAGUGGUUAGCCUUCGAAUUGUGGACUCUUCAGGAUGAUUACUCUAGAAUAAUGUAUCUUGUCUCUUAUAGUCCUCGAUCCAUUCAAUGAGAUGCAUCCAUACUACUGUAGCUGUAGGCCCAGUUAGAAGUUAUUGGUUUUUAUCUUGGAUUGCAAAAUUGUUUUUAUUAUAUUUUGUUGUCUUCUUGCUUGCUUUACUGCACUAUCAGUUUUUCUCUUCUUUACAUUAUAUAUGUUUGUCAUAUAGGUUGUUUGAAAAUUAAAUGUUCUUGAUGUAGCUAAAACCUAAUUUUUGUUUAUGUUUUCAGACACAUCCUUCUCAGAGUUGUUUUAUGUCAUCAAUUGAUGUGCACACUCAAUAUUCCUAUCAGAUGAUGGUACCUGAGGCUGUUGCCAUCGUCAUGGCUCCAACUGAUAAAUCAAGGAAGCAUGGAAUAUUCAGGCUAUCUGACCCUGUUGGAAUGAAUAUCCUAAAGGAAUGCCAGGAGAGGGGAUUUCAUACUCAUGAAGAAACAGUUGACGGGAGCUCCAUAUACGAGCAAUGUUCCAAUGUCUACGUUAAUCCGUAUGUGAGAUUAGAAAUAUGUGACUUACGUUGAUGUAAUAUAAGCAUGCAUAUAUUAUGUUCUUAUAGAAUGCAUGCUUAAGAAGAUAUCACCCGCCCCUCUCUCUUUUCUCUCCUCCCUCCUAACUCUCUGCAACCAGCAACCACCGAUGGCGCCACCGAGCGACGACAACUUUCUCUCUUCCUCUUCCUCAUCAACCUUCGUCAACCACAUCUCUCAGCCCCUCCUGCUACUCUCCACUGCCAGCUACUGCUAGGUAUUUGUCUCUCCCUCUGUCUGCCCUCUUGCUUCCCUCUCUUUCACUAUAUCCAUCGUUUGAUGAAAGGUUAUUUGGGUAAGCCUGUGAUUAUUGAUGAGAAAACAGGAACAAAUAAUUGAUUCUUACAAAUUGCUAUUGCACUAUGUAGGAUAAUUUGAUUGAAUAGAAAUCAUC
This is a messenger RNA of Ilex paraguariensis (yerba mate), 2542 nucleotides long. The record is from the annotation of a GenBank genome assembly. Lineage: Eukaryota; Viridiplantae; Streptophyta; Magnoliopsida; Aquifoliales; Aquifoliaceae.